Molecule: messenger RNA, 339 nt
Organism: Lolium perenne
Lineage: Eukaryota; Viridiplantae; Streptophyta; Magnoliopsida; Poales; Poaceae
Source: RefSeq, a predicted model, not a curated record
AUGGCAAACUAUUUGAAGAGCAUGGGUGGCAUGGGAAGAGGCAUGGGAGGAGGCAUGGGUGGCAUGGGAGGGAUAAAUGCCAUGGGAGGGAUGGGAGGCUUCGGAGGGAUGAAUGCCAUGGGAGGCAUGGGUGGCUUCGGACUCUAUGGAGGCAUGAUGAAUGCACCGACGAGUGAAAUUGGAGGCAUUGGUGGCUAUGGAGAAGGCAUGGGUGCACCAUCGGGGGGUUUCAUGGCCUCCAUGAAUCCUCCUUCAAGUGAUCAAACCAUCAUCCAAGAGUCCAAUGAUGAAGAAGGACAAAAUGGAGAUGGCCAUGAGGAUGAGGAUGUUGAAAAAUGA